Messenger RNA from Coccidioides immitis RS, 864 nucleotides. RefSeq lists its product as uncharacterized. Gene Ontology annotation, biological process: protein phosphorylation. Gene Ontology annotation, molecular function: protein serine/threonine kinase activity; ATP binding. The record is from RefSeq and is a predicted model, not a curated record. The transcript has 3 exons. Bases 1 to 864 code for a protein of 287 amino acids. NCBI's taxonomy places the organism in Eukaryota, Fungi, Ascomycota, Eurotiomycetes, Onygenales, Onygenaceae.
AUGGGUCAGCCAUGUGCUUCUUGUGACUGCCAUCUGCCUCAGUUGUUCUACACCACCAACCAAUACAACAUCUCUACCCGCGUCACUGUCCCACAUAAUGCACUUGACAAUCCCUUUGCUCAAGAUGCUUUUUGCUGGGUUGCUAAGAGGAAAUACACUUCAGGCCUGUGCAGUGGCCAAGUGUGUAUCAUUAAGUGGUUUAAGACAGGUGCAGUCUUCUUGGAUGAUUAUUUCACCCUUGACAUUAAGGUGAUUGACAAGGCAUUGGAAAUUGUUAACAGGUUCAAUCAGCUUGACAUUAUUACUAAAGUUGUUAAAAUCAACAUUGCUGCUGUCUGGAUCUUUGAAGACAACACCUCUGAUAAAUGGGCUGGCCAGAACAAUCUGUGUGAGUCUUUUAUCCAGAAUUACCAAAAAUUCAACAGCAACAGUGGGUGGAAUGAUGGCUCACAAGGAUGGGGGAAAGUAAUGCAAGCCCUGAGCCACUUUAGCUACCAUCCUUCUGGUGGGAACUAUGUUCUCUGUGACCUCCAAGAUGGUGUCUACCAGCAUGAGGUUGUCCUCUCUGACCCUGUCAUUUUAUUGCAGAAUCAGGAGUAUGGUGUCACUGAUCUAGGCUCUGAUGGGAUCAGUUUCUUCUUCAGCCAGCACAAAUGCAACAACUACUGUUAUCCCACUUGGACACAGCCUGCUCGCCCAGUUCAGCAUUUCUGCCCAGUCCCAGGUACAACCAUGAUUCAACAAGAACUCCAGAGAGUGCAAGUUGGAGAGAUUCUGAAGCCAGGGUCAGAGGGGCAGAAAGGGGAUCCACUGCACUGGGCAAAAUCAACAGACAUGGAGCAUGGAGCAGCAAACCUGGACUAG